Messenger RNA from Teleopsis dalmanni, 2106 nucleotides. RefSeq names its product polyadenylate-binding protein-interacting protein 1-like. Gene Ontology annotation, biological process: regulation of translational initiation. The transcript is spliced from 3 exons. Bases 502 to 1875 code for a protein of 457 amino acids. The record is from RefSeq and is a predicted model, not a curated record. Gene Ontology annotation, molecular function: RNA binding; translation activator activity; protein binding. NCBI's taxonomy places the organism in Eukaryota, Metazoa, Arthropoda, Insecta, Diptera, Diopsidae.
UUCAGAAAUCGUCCGCUUGCCGACGUAUUUCGUUAAUGUCGCUCGUAUGCCAGACGGGUACUGCGUCUAAAUAAGUAAAGAUUUGUGAAGUUUGUGUAAUUAAAAAAUUAUAUAUCUAGCAUUUGAAAGAAUAUUUUGUUACUUAUAUUUUGUAUUCGUUAUCAUUCGUGGCAAUAUAACAAAUUAAGAAAAGAUAACUGAAGUCAAAAAAGUAGUAUUUCUUGUAUUUUGUUAUAAAAUAUAAUAAAAAAAAAAGAAAAUACGUAAAAAGUUCGAUUUGCCGAAAACGACUAAAAAUUUUGAGUUGCAAAAGUCAAGCAAGCGAAGAAAAUUUAACAACGCUGGCAUCUGUAAACGACAACAACAACAUAUCCUCAGUUUUAAUUGCAACAAAAAGAAGUGGCAAAAGUUAUAUUUUGGAUAGUCAAUAGACAACGUAAAAGAAAGAGUUUUCAAUACUGUUAACAACUUAUAAUUUGCUGUAUUUCGUCAACUUUUAUCAUGUAUGACCAUCACGAAGAAGAUAAAACUCCAAUACGUGCAGUUUUUAGUUUUGCUGAUGACGAUGAAGAAAUACGUCCACCGAAAACCAACUUUAUGCUAUCAGCCAACGCUCAGGAGUUUGUGCCAACUCACAACACUAAUAGUAUUCAAGAUCGUUUAUUGCAGAAUCAAAUGGGUGGCAAUUACUAUCAUCACAAUAAUGCACAUAAUACCCAAUAUCAAUCACGUCAUCGUCACAAUGGUUACCACCAACCAAAUAACUAUCAGAAUAAUUAUCAACGGCACUCAAGGCAUCAUAACAUGAAUCAUACCAGAAAUUAUCAGUCGCAUCAUGACCAACAUCAGUCACAGAUGAUGGCUGCUCAAAUUUCACAAUGCACUUCCUCAGUUCAAAACCGUUUACGCAUUGGUGACUCAAAGGAUAAAACUAAUAGUUACAAUCAGCAACAAAAUUGUCAACCGCCAGCAGCCAGUACCCCAGAAGUAGAAACCAUAGCUAUUGAUUACCUACAAGGCUGUAUAACGUGUCUAAAUGACAAUCCUGGUCAAUUUGAUACAAUAGCUACUCGUUUCCUAACAAUUUAUGAAGGCUUGGAAAAUAAUUGCAAUGUUAUUGCUAUAGCAAUGGAGAUUAUUUUCGAAGAGUCCAUUAAGAAGCCUAAUUUCCGAUACAUGGGUGCAAAGCUGUAUAAUUUGUUGCAUAUGUUAAACCUCAAGAAGGAUUCUUUGUUCCAUUUGUUACUUGAAGCUAAACUCAACCAUCAUCAGGAUGAAAUGAUGUCUAAGAUGAGAAGCAACCAAGAGCAAAUGGUACGCGAAACUGCGUUAUUUUUAGCUGAAUUAUACAUGCAGCUGCGCGGCGAUGAUACUCGCAUAUUACUUAUAGCUGAGAACAUAAUGCGCACUCUCAAAUUAUUAAUUUCUAAGGAGACUGCAGAUAAUGUACGUUGCAUAUGCCUUACAUUAAAGUUGGCAGGUUUUGACUUAACAAAAGAUUGCCCAGCCGAAAUGCAAGAAAUAAUAAACAUUUUAGAUGGCAUUAAUCAGAAAAAUCCAGGAAAAUAUCCAUUGGCAGUAAGCGUUAUUUCGUUGCAAAAAAAUAACUGGGGACGUAAGUGCAGUUCCUCUAAUUCUUUUAGUGAAUCGGAAAAGAUUCCCGAACCUUUACGCACUAGUGAUGAGCCGAUCUUCUAUGGUCCAGAUGGCCGCGAACUAACAGCCGAAGAAGCAGAGUUUCUUCAGGGAGGCGCAACAGGGGGUGGCUCAACCGAUGAUGAGGACCUUACCGAGUUAGAAGUAGAUUUCGACCCAGAAAUGGAUGAAGAGGCUGAGAAAGCAUUUAAGGAGUUCCGUCAGCAAAAAAGAAGUUGAAUGUGGAACGCUUGCAGCACACAAAAUUCAAAAACCAUUAACACAACUUAAAUUUUCUUUUGUGAUUUCUCUUUAUAUCGAUUUAUAUAUAUUACUAACCUGUUCAAUUUUUAAUUUAUUUGUAAAUUUUGAUUUUUAAUUAUUUUGGCAAAGCUGUAGGCAAAUUGAAAAUGUGAUAUUUUGCAAAACGUGCUGCGAAUUCAAUAAAUGUUUCUUUUCUUUUAUUAUUAA